Messenger RNA from Panthera uncia (snow leopard), 4759 nucleotides. RefSeq names its product endonuclease V (gene ENDOV). Gene Ontology annotation, cellular component: cytoplasm; nucleolus. The record is from RefSeq and is a predicted model, not a curated record. The transcript has 9 exons. Gene Ontology annotation, biological process: DNA repair. NCBI's taxonomy places the organism in Eukaryota, Metazoa, Chordata, Mammalia, Carnivora, Felidae. Bases 222 to 1163 code for a protein of 313 amino acids. Gene Ontology annotation, molecular function: single-stranded RNA binding; RNA endonuclease activity producing 5'-phosphomonoesters, hydrolytic mechanism.
GCGGCCGGGACGGCUCAGACCCGGGCGGGGCAGGUGGGCGGGCGGCCAGGAGCGGGCAGGGCUACCCGCCGGCCUCCCGCCACCAGGCGGCGGCGUCCGGACCCGGCUUCGCCAACCAGAAGCGCCAAGGCCACGAAAGCAGCAGGGCGCCUGCGCGCGAGUAGCCGGAAGUGACGCCACCAGGAAGGGACGCCACCGGAAGGGGCGUUUGGGGCCGAGCCAUGGCUAGGGAGGCGGCGGAGCUGCCCCCGAAGGAGACCCUGUCGCUCUGGAUAAGGGAGCAAGCCCAGCUGAAGGCCCUCGUGGUGGACCGGGACACGGAGGCGUGGCAGCGGGACCCCGGCUUCUCGGGGCUGCAGAGGGUCGGGGGCGUGGACGUGUCCUUUGUGAAGGGAGACAGUGUCAGCGCCUGUGCCUCGCUGGUGGUGCUCAGCUACCCUGAGCUCGAGGUGGUGUAUGAGGACUGCCGCAUGGUUAGCCUGACGGCUCCCUACGUGUCGGGCUUCCUGGCCUUCCGAGAGGUGCCCUUUCUGGUGGCUGCGGUGCGGCGGCUGCGGGAGAAGGAGCCCGGCCUCGUGCCCCAGGUACUCCUUGUGGAUGGAAAUGGGCUUCUCCACCACCGAGGCUUUGGGGUGGCCUGUCACCUCGGCGUCCUCACGGACCUGCCCUGCAUUGGGGUGGCCAAGAAACUCCUGCAGGUCGAUGGCCUGGAGAACAACACCCAGCACAAGGAGAAGAUAGGACUCCUGCGGGCUGGAGGAGACUCGUUUCCUCUGACGGGGGGCUCUGGGACCGUGCUGGGCAUGGCCCUGAGGAGCCACGACCACAGCACCAAGCCGCUCUACGUCUCUGUGGGCCACAAGAUCAGCCUGGAGGCGGCCGUGCGCCUGACCCGAGGCUGCUGCAGGUUUCGGAUCCCGGAGCCCGUGCGCCAGGCUGACAUCCGUUCUCGAGACUACAUCCGCAGGACCCUGGGAGCCCCCACGCCCCCCGCACCAGGGCAGGACAGGAGCCAGAAGGUACAGAGGCCAAAGGGCGGCUCGGAAGAGCUCGAAGAUGAGGGCAGGCCCCCUGAGGCCCACGGCCAAGGUCCCGAGACAGCAGAAAGCCCCAGACCCACGCGCCCAGCGGCGGCAAGCGUGGAGCCGAGCUGCGCACAGUGAAACCCUCCAGCCGCCCGGCUUCCCGCUCCUGCCUGGACGGCCACGGGGCCGUGGUGCCCACGGCAGCUGGUGGAGCGCCCAGGCCGCAGGACACACUGGCCGCGCCGCCCACAGGGACGGCCACGGGCCCGGCCACCGCCUGCCCCGUGGUCUGGGUCUCGAGGCUGCAGGAGCUCGGCCGAAGACAGAUGUCACGUGGCAGAGCGCCAGACCCGGAAAGAAUGUGACGUGGCUUUCCCAGGGGCACAGGAAGGACGUUCAGGGUUCGUGGGGUUCAGGGUGUCUUUGUUUUUUCUCUAGAAGCACCCCAGGGGGCUUAAGACUGCCCGACUGCACGUGCAUUCGUGGCCUCUCGUCCGGCUGCUCCUUCAAGUGCACACGCCGUUGCUUUUUUGCCUUCGCGAUUUUAUUUUCCGGCGUUGGUUUUCACACCAGCGCUUCCCUCGUCUCUCAGGCGGCCGCUGAGUCGCCUCUGCCCUGACCCGAGAGGGUGCGAGCUAGGGCGGCCGGGCCCUCUGCUCGCGGCUGCCCCGCCCGUCUGCCAGCCGGCCUGCUGCAGGCACGCGAGGGGCCCAGGGGGCACUCGGGGUGGUCAGCUACCCGAUGGGACGGGUGCUGGUGGCCGAGGGGUGGGGCGUCGGGCCCCGCUGCCCUGGCUGGGGCCGUGAGGGCAGGCGGCCCCGUCUGGGAAGCCGGUUGAGCACGUCGCACCCCGACUGCAGGGCUGUCAGCCUGCCCUCACUGCUACCCGCCUGGGGCCCUCCCCUGCGCUCCUCCUGACCCCAGGCCCGACCCCCGGGGUCCUUGAGAGUGCCUCUGGCCCCCUGCUGGCCCCUCAUCUCCAUGUGGGCGGCGUGGCCGCACCCACAGCCCCCUGUGCCCCACGGGCCAGCUCGCCCCAGGCUCCCUGCACACUCUGGCAUUUGCUGAGAAGUACGACUCGAAGAGGUUUUUCUUGCCAUUCAUACGUUUUCUUAAGCUUGUUUAUUUAUUUUGAGAGAGAGAGCGAGUGUACAUGAGGAGGGGAGGAGAGAGAGAGCGAAUCCCAGACAGGCUCUGCACUGUCAGCACAGAGCUGACGAGGGGCUCAAACCCGUGAACCCUGAGAUCAUGACCUGAGCCGAAACCCUGAGUCAGACGCUCAACUGGACUGAGCUCCCCGGGUGCCCAUUCCUAGUGUUGCUCAAGGAGCCUCUCGUCAUGGUUUAGACGACCCAGACACGUACGGAGGCCCUGGGUGUCCGCACUCCCUGUCCCCUCCCCGGUGUCGCCUUCGUUUAUGAGGAGUGAGUUCUUGUCCAAGGCCCAGACCCCUGGUGGAAACGGGGACAGUGAGCCGGCGGGCUGCAGUUGGGGCCGCACCCUGCUCUGCCUGUGCCCCUUGGGAGGCCCGGUGGCUGCAGGAGGCUGAGCCGGGCUCCCCACUUGAGGGAAGCAGGGCCACCCCAGGGCGGGUGGGGCUGUGGGUCCCCCCCCCCCCCUGGGUGCUUCUGGGCUCUCCGCCGUGGCCCGGCGGGGUGAGCAGGUCCCAGCAGGUUCCACAGGUGCCUUCAAGGGGACUCCCGCACGUGGGAAGGGCCAGGCCGGUCUCUGUCCUCCUGUCUUGCUCCCCCCCUCCUUUCCCAAGCCAGCUUCCGCUUCUGCCGGUGCUGGGACCAGGACCCCUGGCUCCCGGGUGCUGUGCCCCUGACAUCAGACCCUGCGCCCCAGCACACGCAGCUGUCAUCUCACCCCUGCGCUCGGUGCCCCGGCUCUCACUGCUUUGGAACUGAGACACGGGCUGUCCCUCGAGAAGGCGCGACACGCCUUCGGGAGGAGCUCUGAGGCUGCGACCUCGCGCUCGGAGCCUGUUUCUGCCCGGGGUUCCGAGCAGCCCGGCUUGGGUGGAUGGAGUAGGAGAAUGUCUGUAGUCUGUCACCCAGUGCUGGCCACACUUACCCGGAAACCCCGCAGGAGGCCAGCAGCCCCGGGGGCUCGGCACCUCGCGUACCUGCCUGUGUUCCCCGAGAGACCCUGGUGAGACCUGGGUCCUGGGAGGAGGGUCCGAAGCAGGACAGGGAGGGCUGGCAACGGAGUCGCGGCCCUGCCCCACAGAAGGGCACAGAGGUCCGGGCAGGCUCCGCAUGGUCCCAGGGGUGCCCAGUUUCCGCCCCCACCCCGGUCUCCUCCCCUCGGCAAAGAGCAGGCCAGAGCCUGGAGAGGACCUUCAGACAACUCACCCGACUCAUUUAUGUUUUGAAAUUCACGUCCCGUCACCAAAGCUGCCACUUCAAGCGCAUUUAAGUUGUACGAAGCGGUUUCUCGUGUAUUCAGACCUCGUGCCGUCGUCACUGCCGUCUAGUUCCGGGGCUUUCCAUCGCCCCAGAGGGGCCCGGCCCAGCAGGCCCUGGGGCACCGGGUCGCACGCCGUGCGGCCCUUGCGCUGGUUUCCGCCCGGUCUGGGGCCCAAUGUUCUCAGCACCAGGUUCUCCCGCGUCGCACCGUGGAGCAGCGCGUCUCUCUGCGGCCAGGCGCUACCCCCUUGUAGGGACAGAGCGCCACCGGCCUCCGCCCCCCGCGGCACCCGGCUCUCUCUGUUCAGGGCCCUCAGGAACAGCGACGUACGAGUCUCUGUGUGAGCUGUGUUUGCGUCGACUCGGGUCUGCACCGGGGAGGGGGCUCUGGGUCCCGUGGCAGCUGUGUGUUUACCUUUCUGGGGAAGAGCCAGGCUGUCUUCCAGGGCGGCCCGGCUGGCUGUCCUCGUGGCCGUGAGGCGGGGCCUCGUGGCUCCGAUCUGACGUGGGGCGCCUGUCGGCGUGACGGUUGGCCUUCUGUAUGUCUUUCCGGGAGACGUGGCUGCCGGGCUCCUCCCGUGCCCCGUCCCCCACCCCGUGCGGACGCACGCGCUCUCCCCCGGCCCGGAAGGGGCCCUUCCGGGGGUGCUCGGACGCCAAUGCGUGUGACAUGUCCGGCCUGUCUGUGCUCGCGUGCUGCUGGUGCGUCUGGUGUCACAUUUAAGGAGCUGCUGCCUAAGUCCCGCGAGUCCUUUGGCUUCAGCCCUUACAUCUGGACCCUGGACCCACUUUGAUGACACGUCAGCGUUUACGGACGGCUGUUCCGGGCCCCUGGCAGUUCCUUGCCACUUUCAGGGCCGGCUGUCCACUUCUGCACAAGGGCAGAAAAGGGUUCUGACGGGCACUGCGCCGACCGCCUCGCGGCGCUCGCUCGGUCCUGCCAUCCCGCGCCUGGGCAGCGAUUUCACGGACACCUCUGUCAACUUCUUUCCACUUCCUUUCGUGGUUUUCAGCAUACAAGCCUUCACUCCUUUGGUCAAAUUCUGUUUGACGCUAUUUUACCGGCUUUGUUUUGGGAUUAUCCACUGCUAGUGUGUUCACGAGCGUAUAGGUUUUCGGGGCGCCUGGGGGGCUCAGUCGGUUGAGCGUCCGACUUCGGCUCGGGUCACGAUCUCGCGGUCUGUGGGUUCGAGCCCCGCGUCGGGCUCUGGGCUGACAGCUCGGAGCCUGGACUCUGCCUCGGAUUCUGUGUCUCCCUCUCUCCCUGCCCCUCCCCCACUCACGCUCUCUCAAAAAUGAAUAAAGAUUUUUUUUUUUUAAAAA